Candoia aspera is the source of this 1101-nucleotide messenger RNA. RefSeq lists its product as uncharacterized. The record is from RefSeq and is a predicted model, not a curated record. The transcript is spliced from 4 exons. NCBI's taxonomy places the organism in Eukaryota, Metazoa, Chordata, Lepidosauria, Squamata, Candoiidae. The coding region runs from base 1 to 1086 and encodes 361 amino acids.
AUGGAUUGCUUUUUGAUCUCUCAUUUGCAUUAUUUGGUAGCUCUGGCAGAAGUCUUGGCAGCAAUUACCAAUCUCCUAAAGAAAUAUGAGUCGGGUUUGCAGAUUAAGAAAAUUCAGAAAUUCUUGCUUGCCACACAUGGAAUCGAUCUAGAGACGUUCAGCAUCGCCAAAGGCUAUAAGGACAUCCUGACGUUUUUGGACGACCAGAUGCCUAACCUAAGAAUCAAACGUCAAGGGAAGUCGCUCAAAUGUGUUGUUCAACUUUCUGAAGACUUAACAAUUGCUUCAGUGCCAAUCUGUAGCAUCCUGCAAUUAUAUCCUAAUGGCUUGAAGUUGAAGAAGCUAAAAGAGGCAGUAAAGAAGAAAUGCGGAUAUGACCUGGAGGUGUUUUGCUCUCAGCUGGGCUAUGAGGAUGUGGUUUCCUGCCUGCAGGAGAUUCCUGAGCUGAUAAUAAAAAAAAGCAAAAACGUGAAUUGUAUUGUUCAACUUCAGUCAGAUUCCUCCACUCCUGCUUCCUCUCUUGAUAGUGAUUUUUCUGAAAACAGUGCAAGCGCUCUCUCCCAGACGCUGGUGUUUAAGAAGACUGAUCUGACUGCUGCUUUGGUGCCAGUCGUAGAUGUUCUCAGUGGAUAUCCCUGUGGUAUGACUCUAAACACCUUAAAGGAGAAUUUGGAAAAAAAACAUGGAUUUGACUUGGAGGCUUUCAGCCAAAAAGCAGGCUACAGUGAUGCGAUACCAUGUUUGCUGACUCUGCCGGGACUUCAUUUGUCUUUCUGGAAUGAGCAGCAGCCCCAUGACUGUGUCAUUAUGCUUCUUUCAAGUGGCCAUGCUGUUCCUCACCUGUCACAUAGUUCUGAAAUUCUUUUGCAUAAAGACCUUUCAUCCAGUGGAUCAAACCUUUCUCAAGAGCUGAUGGAAACAAAGCCAAGUGAGAUGUUUUGUUAUGGUUUUGUUUUAAACAUGAUCAGAUCCUUAGGGACAUUUAUUAUUCAAACUUCAAAUAGCCUUAUUGUACCCUACAAUAUGCCACAGGUACUAGGAUCACUAGAGGUUUUCUGUUAUUUGUCAACACUAUGCAUUAAUUAGAACUGGAUUGAUGUC